CACAGAUCUGAUGAUGGGGUGCAGCCCUGUGUUUGCCAUGCAGCAGAUGGGAGGUUCGCCCCACACACUGGCACGGAGAUGCCUCCUUGGAAGGGAUCUGUUUCCGAUCAGGAGUCUGUGCAGCUCCAGCUCCAGCCAGCCGGGAGAGAAGCGAUCUGAAGAGGUAGCCCUCCGGCUGUCUCAUCGCCUGCCAGCACUAGGCAAGGCCCUGGGGCACAGCAUUCAGCAAAAAGCAGCCGCCACUGCCAAGACGUGGUGGGACAGAUACGAAGAGUUUGUUGGACUCAAUGAGGUUCGAGACGCCCAGGGAAACGUGACUGAGGCAGAAAAGGUGUUCAUGGUGGCUCGAGGCCUUGUCCGGGAGGCUCGAGAGGCUUUAGAGGCUCAGCAGGCCAAGCUGAAAGAGGUGAGGGCCCGCUUGGACCGCGUCUCCAGAGAGGACAGCCAGUACCUGGAGCUAGCCACCCUGGAACACAGGAUGCUACAGGAUGAGAAGAGGCUGCGUACAGCCUACCUGCGUGCCGAGGACUCUGAGCGGGAGAAGUUCUCUCUCUUCUCAGCCGCUGUGCGGGAGAGUCACGAGAAGGAACGCACGAGGGCAGAGAGGACCAAGAACUGGUCCCUUAUUGGGUCAGUCCUGGGAGCCCUCAUUGGCGUGGCUGGUUCUACCUAUGUGAACCGUGUCCGGCUACAGGAACUGAAAGCCUUACUCCUAGAGGCCCAGAAAGGACCUGUGAACCUCCAGGAGGCCAUCCGAGAGCAGGCAUCUAGCUACUCUCUCCAGCAAAAGGAUCUCCAGGACCUCAUGGUGGACCUGAGGGGCCUGGUGCAUGCUGGGAAGGGCCAGGGUUCUGGGUCGCCAGCGGGCAGUCCCCCCACUAAAGACAGAGAAACCGAUGUCUUUUCAGCCGCUGUGAAAGAACAGCUCAGUCACUCCCGGCAGGUCCAGUCCUGUCUUGAGGCUUUACGAGAACAGCUUGAUGGCCUGGAAAAGACUUGUAGCCAAAUGGCUAGAGUGGUUCAACUUGUAACAGCUGCCACACACCCAGGCCUGGUGGAGCCAGUAGAUGGAGCUCUGGCCAGCCCUUUGCUAGAGCAGGGGAGCAUGAUUCUGGCCCUAUCUGACAUGGAGCAGAAACUAGAGGCCCAGGUUAACAGGAACACCUUGUACAGUACAGCACUCACUUGUGUGACGUUUUUGAUCACACUCCCUGUGUUCUACAUGCUAUUCAAGGCUGGCUAGUCCCUGGAGCCACCUCCAGAGGGUCUAAGGAGUAAAAUAGGGCUUUCUUUGUUUUGAUUUUUUUUUUUUCUUUUUAGUUGGUCAUGAGUCUUGAACUCAGGGCCUGGGCG
Dipodomys ordii (Ord's kangaroo rat) is the source of this 1353-nucleotide messenger RNA. RefSeq names its product coiled-coil domain containing 51 (gene Ccdc51). The transcript has 3 exons. The record is from RefSeq and is a predicted model, not a curated record. Bases 11 to 1243 code for a protein of 410 amino acids. NCBI's taxonomy places the organism in Eukaryota, Metazoa, Chordata, Mammalia, Rodentia, Heteromyidae.